This is a messenger RNA of Paracoccidioides lutzii Pb01, 951 nucleotides long. RefSeq lists its product as hypothetical. The transcript is spliced from 6 exons. Gene Ontology annotation, molecular function: ATP hydrolysis activity; ATP binding. The coding region runs from base 1 to 951 and encodes 316 amino acids. The record is from RefSeq and is a predicted model, not a curated record.
AUGCCCGAGACGUUUUUUGUAGCCCUGCAUUUUAGCCUCCUGUUUUUUACGCUAAUGGUCCCCUUCACCGGGUUCCUCUCUUUCCCCAAGGGCCUCAAUUUCGGACAGGAGCUUGUGCUGUCAGUCGCUACCAAUGAGAUGGUGAAUGAUGACUUGGCUGUCUGCAGCCCAACAGCACUCGGCUUUUCCCUGAAUGAAAAGAUUUGGAAUGAGAUCCAUACCCGGGAAUUUGCUGUGGAGGAUGUUGAGGAUAUCAAAUUCUCCAUGCCCCAUUUGACAACAGUGGGGAAAACGCUUACGGCAGAGGCCAUUACCGAACAACUUGAACGGCCACUCUACUCAAUCUCCUCUGUCGACUUAAGUGCGAGAGCUGAGGAAAUGGAAGUCCAGCUUACUCGUAUCUUCUGCAUAGCUAGUGACUGGAAGGCGGUCCUGCUACUAGAUGAGGCCGAUGUGUAUCUGCAACAACGAGAUGACGUUGGCUUUACCAAAAUGGACCAGCUUGAUGGGAAAGUACUCCGGAUUAUCAUAAAGAACUGGAAGAUAUAUACAGGGGCCCUAAUAUACUUCACCAUCACUGCCUUGGAUAUUCAAUUGCAUUCUUCAUUCUCACCAUUCUCCAUCAGUUUGGAUAUACAGCAUCCCAGUCUCAGAUUCAAAGUAUCCCAAUUUGGGCCGCGACAGCCGGGGGUCACGAUUCUUGUAGGCUAUCUCACUCAGCGAUUGAGUCCGCCAUCGCUGGGAUUUUGCCAUGUUCGGAUGCCUGUUCGCCAGCAUAGGCGACAAUAUUUUACUGUGUCAACCCAUGGAUCCUCCACAGUCAAACACCUCGCAAUCUUCAUUGUCACUAUCGGCGUGUUCAUUGCGCAGCCUGUCACCGUUGCCUGGAUUUCCAACAACUGGGCUGGGCACUACAAGCAUGCUGUCGGGAGCGCAGUGCAGAAUUCCUGA